GAUAGCAGAGAUGGCUGAAUUUGUCAAAAGCUUGGAUCAGAAGCAUCUCGUGACCAUUGGACUUGAGGGCUUUUAUGGUGUGGAGAAAGCUGGAAACGUUGGAUUGAACCCAGGGAAAUGGGCUGCAUCACUUGGAGUGGACUUCAUUGAGAACUCGGAUAUAGAAAACUUUGAUUUUACUUCCAUUCACAUACCCCCACAGUUGGAUCAAAGGUGGAAUAAAUUCAGACGCGCGAGUAGAUUUUCUAUCUCAUUGGGUUGAUUCUCACAUUAGUGAAGCUGAAAAGAUUCUUAAGAAACCUGUUCUCUUCACAAAAGUUGGUUUUCCUUCGAGUAUACAAAAGAAUGGAU
Messenger RNA from Solanum tuberosum (potato), 351 nucleotides. Its product is annotated as mannan endo-1,4-beta-mannosidase 6-like. The coding region runs from base 11 to 262 and encodes 83 amino acids. The transcript is spliced from 2 exons. NCBI's taxonomy places the organism in Eukaryota, Viridiplantae, Streptophyta, Magnoliopsida, Solanales, Solanaceae. The record is from RefSeq and is a predicted model, not a curated record. Gene Ontology annotation, molecular function: mannan endo-1,4-beta-mannosidase activity.